Molecule: messenger RNA, 5026 nt
Organism: Clupea harengus (Atlantic herring)
Lineage: Eukaryota; Metazoa; Chordata; Actinopteri; Clupeiformes; Clupeidae
Gene: tiam2a
Product: TIAM Rac1 associated GEF 2a
Exons: 13
Coding region: 1159-3555 (798 amino acids)
Biological process (GO): activation of GTPase activity; small GTPase-mediated signal transduction
Molecular function (GO): guanyl-nucleotide exchange factor activity; protein binding
Source: RefSeq, a predicted model, not a curated record
UGAUUAGAAGCCCCCCUGCAGCACCGGUGGAAGGCCUGUUUUCCCCCUGUCAUAAACAGAUGGGCGAGGAAAUGAUCCCUAACUAAGUGGACAGAAGAGUUUGCACUAAUCUGGCCAAAAGCAGCCCAAAAAAGGCAGACAUCCUAGUCUAUCAUCAUAGUACACUAAUUCCACUGCUCACAAAUGAAGUAUUUGGGCUAGUACUGUUUUACAUAGCUUGUGUGAUAUUAGAGGAUGAACUUGCCCUGUAAACUGAUCGCAUUUUAUUUAGAACAAUAUUAUAUAAGAGAAUUGUUACAGACUUAUUGUUCAGCUUGCCAAACUUAACCGCUCUUUAUAAAUUCAAAUGGGCUUUAGUUGUGUUCUCUGAUUUCUGAGCCUGGCAAAUACAGUAUAAUCUCAAUUGCUUACACAAAUGGUACCGUCAUGGUUUCUUGUGUGUUGGGUUAAAUGCUCAAUCCUUUGGCAGCACAGCGUUUCUCAUGGGUAACAUCCUGUUGGCCAAGUGGUGGGAGCAGAGUAAGCUACUUUAAUGCUUCCAAACCUUAACUAACUAAUAGCCUUUAAAAGGAUCUCCAUGGGUAGGAGUAGCUACACAUUUUCAAGGGCUGACAUAGCAAGAGUCAAAGUGGACGGUGCAACUAGCUGCAGCUUUGAUUCAUUGAUCUCAGCUUUUUCUGGAGCCUGCUAGUAGCACCAUGCUAGUAGCAUUUUACCAAUAAAACAAGAAGGGCGCUCGGAGAGCACAGACCAAGGCCGAGGCCAAAUGCCCCAUCUCGCAAAGUUAACGAAUGUGAAAGAUUAUUCAGGGAUCCGCCCCGUGCCAUAAAGUUUAAUGGGUUCUUCCUUGGCCUAUGCUACACCUUUCCACCAUGUUUCAGGAAAAUCUGGUGGCGAGUUUUUGCAUAAUCCCGACAAACAGACAGACAAACCUCACUGAAAACAUGGCUGAGGGAAAAAUGGAUAUCUUCCAUAUUUUUAUGAAUUGUUGUUAUUAGUAAUUAUGACCAAUAAACAAGAAAGAAGUUUUCAGAGGAUUCUGAAACCUAAUAAAAUAACUAUCCACAACACCCCUGCUUAGAACACGACGGGGUGGUGGGUGGGAAGUUGGUUGUCUAAGCCCGUCAGUCAACAUAUGGCCAUGAGCCGGCUAAUAAGAUGGGCUUAUGUUUGGGUGGCCGGGGCGUGUGCUCACUGGGGCUGGAGGAGGACGGACGGGGGAAGAGUGGCGAGAGAGAGCGCCAAACAAAGAGGAAAGAGUGGAGGCGGCAGCUCAUCGAGACUGGGUCGGCACCGAUGGCUGAUAGGACCGGGCCGAACACCAGACCCUGCGUAUACCUCUCCGUCCUCAUCGAGCUCUUCAUCCGCGAGCAAUUGCCGGCCGAAGCGGUGUGCUCUCUGCUGGCCAUGUGCUGGUUCUGGCCUGGGUGCGUGGGCGAGGACAAGGACAUCUUCCUGGGCUCUGCCCUGCUCACUCUGUGCCGGCUACUCCGAGACAAGCUGGCCUGCCUGCUGCAGGACAUGGCCGCCUGCAUGGCCUGCGAGAAGGCGGCGGAGGCAUCCACCCUCCUGAGUGUGGAGACGGUGUGCACGCUGUACCACUCCUUCCAGGAGGGCUCCGGGGGUCUGAUGGAGAGCCAGAAGGAAGCAGCAGGCCCCGAUCCCACCCCGCUGAGGCCCUGCCCUCGCCACAUGUCCGCCACAGAGAGGCUGCGCAAGGUCAUCCAGGAGCUGGUGGACACGGAGAAGUCCUACGUCAAGGAUCUGACCUGUCUGUUUGAGAUCUACCUGAAGCCGCUACAAAAGGAGACCUUCCUCACGCAAGAUGAGAUGGAGAGCCUCUUUGGUAGUUUGCCCGAGAUGCUGGACUUCCAGAGGGUGUUCCUGCAGACCCUCGAGGAGCGGAUCGCAUCCUCCCCGGACUUCAGCACCCUGGAGACCCCCAUGCAAUUCAAGAAGCUGCUCUUCUCCCUGGGCGGGUCUUUCCUGUACUACGCAGACCACUUCAAGCUCUACAGCGGCUUCUGUGCCAAUCACAUCAAGGUUCAGAAGGUCCUGGAACGAGCAAAAACGGACCAGGCCUUCAAGGAGUUCCUGGACGCGAGGAACCCGACCAAGCAGCACUCCUCCACGCUGGAGUCCUACCUGAUCAAGCCGGUGCAGAGGGUGCUCAAGUACCCACUGCUGCUGCGAGAGCUGGUGUCUCUGACCGACGCAGAGAGUGAGGAGCACUACCACCUGACAGAGGCCCUGAAGGCCAUGGAGAAGGUGGCCAGUCACAUCAACGACAUGCAGAAGAUCUAUGAGGACUACGGCACCGUGUUUGACCAGCUGGUGGCGGAGCAGAGCACUGCAGACAAAGAGGUCACAGAGAUCUCCAUGGGAGAGUUCCUUAUGCAUGCCUCUGUCAUCUGGCUCAACCCAUUGCCCUCGCUGGGCCGCAUGAGGAAGGACCCGGAGCUCACCAUCUUUGUGUUCAAGAAAGCGGUCAUCCUCGUCUACCGGGAGAACAACAAGCUGAAGAAAAAGAUGAGUGGCCCGCGCUUGUCCCAUGGAGACACGGACCCGUUUAAGUUCCGCUGGCUCAUCCCACGGUCCUCCCUGCAGGUGCGCCUGGGGAACUCAGCUGGCUCGGAAACCAACUGUAUCUGGGAGCUGAUCCACACCAAGUCAGAGAUUGAGGGGAGGCCGGAGACGGUGUUUCAGCUGUGCAGCAGCAUCCCAGAAAACAAAGUCAACAUAAUCAAAGUGAUCCGCUCGGUUCUGAGGCGGAACAUGCGCAGCGAACUGCCGGGAGAGCGGGCCUGCAAGGACCGUGUGGUCCCGAUGCGCACGACCCAUCCCUCCUCCGCAAGGCUAGGUACCACCAGGGCCUCUUGGCUUUGCAGACUGGACCCCCCUUCCCCCGCCGCUCCCCACACUGAUGCGUCGUGUCGGCUGCUGGCUGACUCCGACGAGGCCAGCCUGAGCAGCGGAGCCCCCAGUGACAGCCUCCCCCCCAGGCCCAACCUCUCGCCCCCCUCCCCGUCCUCCGUCGCCACCUCCUCCUCCGUGCCCCGUGGAGGCGCGUCCGAGCCGCUCAAGGAGUCUGACAUCCUGAGCGACGAAGACGAGGAGUUCACCGAGCACCUCCAGGGCCGCAGCGAGUCGCCGCCCAGCGCCAUCGAGGCCCAGUUCCAGCGGCUGCGUCUGUCGGAGGAGCAGGCGGCGAGCCGGGCGCAGGCCCCACGCGUGCUGCCCGAGGGCGGGGAGGUGGACACCCCCGAGAGACGGCCGCCUCGCGAGCCCGGUCUCCAGCGCGCCCACUUCUGCCCCAUCAAGAGGAAGAGCUCGGGCGGGGGCAGCCUGCGGCGCAGCCAGGGGGCGCUGCUGAGCAUGCGUGAGCACAGUCGCUCGCUGGACAGCCAGACGGAGGCGGCGGGGGCGGCCGCGGACCUGAACGCCCUGCUCGAGCGGGAGUUCAGCGUGCACAGCCUCACCUCCGUCGUCAACGAGGACUGCUUCUACGAGGCAGCCGAGAGCGGGGACAGCAGCGCGGCCAACGGCAGCUCCUAGCGCCCGCGACGCAACCGACACACACGAGACGCCCAGACCAAAGUUAGAAGACGUGGCAUGAAACAACCUUAGUGACUGGCCACUAUAGAAGAAGCCUUUCCACUGCAGUGUAGAGGAGAGACGGUGAAAUUGAACAACACCAUGGUGAAAUGAAGGAAGUGUCUCCUGCCUUCCCAGAGGGCCAGGAGUAACUCAGCUGCCCUUUUUCUGCUGCCUUUCAUCAGUAUCAAGUUGAAGGUGGGGUGGGAGAAAAACACUUGAGCCAAUAAAAAGCCAGGAGUCCACCACAGUCCUGUGAGACUGGUGAUUGGCUCUCUCACCCCUGGCCUGGAGCUUGUGUUCCCCCUGAGGGGGUCCUCUGGUGUCUGUUUCUGUGUCUGUGCCUCAGCUCUUUACUCUCUGCUUGGGCUCAGUGUAUAGUCCAGUUGUGGCGGGGAUCGCUCCCCUCGUUUUGCCAUCUGAUGAAUUACAUGCUGCCCUCGUCAUGGCAACAGGUCUCGCCUGUGAGCCACAUCAGGUAACUUUCGCUGACUAAUCUCGGCCUCAGCAACCAUCUGAGCACUGAUGCACAGCAAAAGCCAGACACAGACACAUGCACAGCCGCACACACAGACACGGACACGGACCCAGGGGAGCUGUGUGUCUGACUGAGCUGUUCUUGACCUCAGUCCCAAUGGGACCAAGAGUCAGGCUGAAACUACCGAAAGAAAAAUCUUUUUUUUUUUCAGACUAUCUGCCUUGCUGUAAUUUGUGCACUGCAUACACAAUUUGCCUAAAUUUUAAGCAUUGCUUUUAUUUUUUAUUUGUACAUUCUUGGAAUUGUUGGAUUUUAUAAAACACCUUUUUCUCUCUUUUUUAAUUUAUUGAUAGUUUUUUUUAUUUUUUAUAUAGGAAAGCAAACUUUGGGCUAUGGCUUGAAUUCUUGAGAUCCAAAUGCUAAGGGGAGAUGGAGCAAUCAUGAGUCUUGCAUUCUAAUGUAAUCCCACUCGAUUAGUAUGGUGUUCAUGAUCCCCCUGCGUUUGUAGCUACCAGUGUACAGGGUGGUAAGUGUCGAAUGGAAUCAGCCCGAUUGAAUUGAAAUAAUGUGUUGACUUGGCAAGUUGCCAGAGGGGUGAAAAAGCUAAAGUCGUCAAAAGGCGCUCCUGCUAAGAUUGUUCCUUUUUUAAUGUCCAGAUAUGAGCAUACUAUUUUCUCUGUACUGUAACUUACUUUGAAUUUUAUAUUCACAGUUCUUUGCAAAUGAAGACAGUGUAACUUGUAAUAAACAGUGUCUGACAUGACGGUAGUGUGGUGAUAUUUUCCUUUCUAAAUGGCUACUGAGGUCCAGUGAAUUGAAACAUGCUGGUGACAAUAAUGCAGCUGGACAUGUUCACCAACAAACCUUUCUUUUGAUGCUAGCAAACCAAUGAAUGUGAAAACGAACUCUCUUUCCAUUAUUCCUAAAUAAAGACUAUUUUAAGAUUGGACCCAC